Paralichthys olivaceus (Japanese flounder) is the source of this 3813-nucleotide messenger RNA. NCBI's taxonomy places the organism in Eukaryota, Metazoa, Chordata, Actinopteri, Pleuronectiformes, Paralichthyidae. The record is from RefSeq and is a predicted model, not a curated record.
AUGCGACACCAGCGCCGUACUUUCAUCUCGACACCUCACCCAUGGCGGCGGACACCAGACAAACCUGCCGCUUUACCUUCACCUCCACGCAACUCUCCUCCUCCACUCCAUCCAUCCCUCCUUGGCCUCCUGGUUCUCCUGGCCUCCCUGUGUUUGCUCCCCCACCCGGCUCAGGCAGCCUGGUAUAAGGUUGGCGUGGUGGGACCGUGGGGAUGCGACCCUCUGUUCGCCAAGGCCCUUCCCAGCGUGGCGGCGCAGCUCGCCGUCAACCGCAUCAACAGGGACCCGUCUCUGUCCUACGCUGCCACGUUUGAUUUCACUGUGCUGCAGGAGCCAUGCGAGACGUCAAGAGCGCUGGAGGCGUUCAUGGGUUUCCACACCAAGGCCUCUGGGUACAUUGGGCCGGUCAACCCCGGCUACUGUGACGCUGCAUCAAUGCUGAGCAAAGGCUGGAACAAAGCUUUGUUUCCUUGGGGUUGUGUUGGCUAUGACCUGGACGACGUUCGGAGCCACCCGACCUUUGCUCGUUCCAUGGCGAGGCCCACGUGGGUGCUGCUCAACAUCAUGCAUUACUUCAGGUGGGCGCACGUCGGCAUCAUCUCCUCUUCAGACGGCAUCUGGAUGGAGACGGCCACCAAGGUCGCUGAUUCGUUGAGAAGCCACGGUCUGCCGGUGCGACUGGUCACUUUCAUGGAGAACACACCUCACGGCAUCAGACGAACUCUGGCCAAGGUUCGCAAGAUGAGCGAGAUACGAGUUGUGAUCCUGUGCAUGCACUCGGCGCUGAUCGGCGGCUCAGUCCAGAAGCUCCUGUUGGAGACGGCCUACGACAUGCAGAUGAUCGACGGCUCCUUGGUCUUUGUGCCCUACGACACCUUGCUCUACAGCCUCCCAUACCGCAACGUCACCUACCCGGCUCUGAAGAGCAACAGCAAGCUGCUGCGGGCCUACGACGCCGUGCUGACCGUCACCAUCGACUCACCCCAGAUGUCGUUCUACGAGGCCUACAGAGAGGCCAUGGAGACGGGGGAGGUGGCGAGGACGCUGAAGCCACAGCAGGUGUCUCCUCUCUUCGGGACCAUCUACAGUUCCGUCCUCUUCAUGGCUCAUGCGGUGCAUCGUGUUCGGCAGUCAGGGGAGUGGAUGUCUGGUGGCAACUUGGCGAGACACACCCACAAUCUGACCUUUCAGGGGUUCAGUCACACGAUUAAAACCAACGACUCUGGAGCAGCUCUGCUGGAAUAUCUCAUACUGGACACAGACGGACUCUCCUGGGAGCUGAAGCCAGUGUACAGGAUCGACAUGGAGGUCGGGAUGGUGCGAUUCCUGGGUCGAGACAUCCACUUCCCUCGAGGCUACGGACCCAGGAGAGACUCCUCCUGCUGGUUUACUCCUGGAGUCAUCUGCUCGGGGGGUGUGGAUCUGUUCACGACCAUCUGGAUGUUUCUCGGGGCGAUCUUCUUCUCUGUCGUCUCUGUGGCGUUAAUUUGCUGCGUCAGGCGACGCAUCAAUCAGAUUCUACUGGUCAAGGGUCCAAACAAGAUCCUACUGACUCUGGCAGAUGUCACAUUCAUAAACCCGUCGCUUAGCAACAAGCUGAGUCUGGACGACAGCAGAGCCAGCGGCAUGAGGAGCGUGUCGGACCACAGCGCCGCCUCACCAGUCUCCACCAUAACCCCGGCCACCUAUGAGAACUCCAAUGUUGUCAUUUACGAGGGUGACUGGGCUUGGCUGAAGAGACUCCCCAAUGGGACGUUCAGCAGAAUCAACACCAAAACCAGCGACGUGUUUGAACUGAUGAAGGACAUGCGUCACGAGAACGUCAAUCUCUUCCUGGGCUUCUUUCACGACUGUGGCGUGUUUGCCAUCGUGACCGAGUUCUGCUCCAGAGGAAGCUUGGAGGACCUGCUGCUGAACGACGACGUGAAACUGGACUGGAUGUUCAAGUCCUCUCUGCUGCUGGAUCUCAUUAAGGGUAUGAAGUACCUCCACCACCGCGGAGUGUCCCACGCUCGUCUGAAGUCCGGUAACUGUGUGGUGGACGGCCGCUUUGUCCUGAAGAUCACAGAUUUCGGUUAUAACGAGGUCCUGGAGUCUCAGAGGUUCCCUUACAUCGAACCCCCCGCAGAGGAGUUGCUGUGGACGGCUCCAGAGAUCCUGAGGAGUGGGCAGCCGGGGCUUCACGGGACUCUGACCGGUGACGUGUUCAGCUUUGCCAUCAUCAUGCAGGAGGUGGUGGUCAGAGGGCCUCCGUUCUGCAUGCUGGACCUCUCCGCUGCAGACAUCGUCGAGAAGCUCUGUAAGCCUCCUCCUCUGUGCCGCCCGGUGGUCAGUCCAGACUACGCUCCGUUAGAGUGCAUCCAGCUGAUGAAACAGUGCUGGAACGAGCAGCCGGAGAAGAGGCCCAGAUUUGACGAGAUCUUUGACCAGUUUAAAAACAUCAACAAGGGGAAGAAGACCAACAUCAUUGACUCUAUGCUGAGGAUGCUGGAGCAGUAUUCGUCUAACCUGGAGGAGCUGAUCAGAGAGAGAACGGAGGAGCUGGAAAUCGAGAAGCAGAAGACGGAGAAGCUGCUGACACAGAUGCUGCCUCCAUCUGUGGCAGAAGCUUUGAAAGUGGGCGGCACAGUCGAACCAGAGCAUUUUGAUCACGUGACGCUUUAUUUCAGCGACAUUGUCGGUUUCACCACCAUCUCAGCCAACAGCGAACCCAUCGAGGUGGUCGACCUGCUCAACGACCUCUACACCAUCUUCGACGCCAUCAUAGGAAACCAUGACGUCUACAAGGUGGAGACGAUUGGUGAUGCUUACAUGGUGGCAUCUGGACUUCCGGUCCCUAACGGCAACCGACACGCUGCCGAAAUAGCAAACAUGGCUCUUGACAUCCUGAGCGCGGUGGGAACCUUCAAAAUGAGACACAUGCCUGAUGUUCCUGUCAGGAUACGAAUAGGACUGCACACAGGUCCCUGUGUAGCAGGUGUGGUGGGUCUGACUAUGCCUCGCUACUGUCUGUUUGGAGACACCGUAAACACUGCCUCUCGAAUGGAGUCCAGCGGGAUGCCCUACAGGAUCCAUGUCCACGAGAGCACCGUGAAGGUCCUGCAGGAUCUAAAACUCGGCUACAAGUGGGAAUUAAGAGGCCGGACAGAAGUCAAGGGGAAAGGUGUGGAGGAGACCUUCUGGCUCGUGGGGAGAGAUGGAUUUACCAAACCUCUACCUGUUCCUCCAGAACUCAAAACUGGGCAAAUGGCUCACGGGCUGCAGAUGGCCGAGAUAGCCCAGUACAAGAAACGGAAAGCCGAGAAACUGCAACAGGAACAACUUAUAUUAGGUCUGGGGGUCACCAAUUCUGUCCUUCUCCAUCUUGUGUUAAUGUUGGGUUCCUCUUCACCCUUCUCCUCCAUAUCUCUCCAAAUCAGCAUCGCGGCAAAAGAGUCGAUGGAUGUGAAGCAGGUGUUUCACAAGGCGGUGAAGAAGAUCUCUCACGUCCGCGUCGUGACUCAGGUCAACGCAGCCGAAGACGAGGACAAUGUCAUGAUGUCUCACCACUGACUGACCCGUGGGUCACGUGUUCACAUGAACAGGACCCAACACGUAACUUUACCUCGGUACUUUCAUGGUGAAUCGUUCUGACAAACUCUGACAGAGAUGAUCUGCUGAGAAGAGUUAAAGCAGCAGGAGAGGGGAGUGGACGUGUUAGUUCAGAUUAACCAUGUGUGUGUGUGUGUGUGUGUGUUGAAUUGACGAGUCCUGUCUGUAGCUAUGUUUAGAGGCGGUGACUCAGCAAAGCAGGGAUCUGCAGAAACUGCCCGU